This is a messenger RNA of Coregonus sp. 'balchen', 5959 nucleotides long. Lineage: Eukaryota; Metazoa; Chordata; Actinopteri; Salmoniformes; Salmonidae. The record is from the annotation of a GenBank genome assembly.
GGCGAUCGUAUGUGGAACUUCGCUGUAGCCGUAUUUCUGGUGGGGCUGUAUGGCAACAGCCUCCUGCUCACGGCUGUGUACGGACUGGUGGUGGCGGGGUCAGUCCUGCUGCUCGGAGCCAUUAUCGGUGACUGGGUGGAUAAAAACCCCAGACUCAAAGGUAUGCAGCCAUAAGUAGGCUUACUCUACAGUGUGUCUGAACAGAACUGAAUACACUGAACAGGAAUUAACAAUAUACAUAGUCAAAACAUGACUUGAUCAUUCAUUUAAAAUGUUUGGGAUUAUUCUCUAUUCGAUACCAUUCAAAGAACCCAUUGAGUGAUUUACUCAGACAGAAAUCAAUUGUUUGUGACCACCAACCCUAUGUCUCUAAUGCUUAUCCUCUAAUCUGAUAGUGGCCCAGACUUCGCUGGUUGUCCAGAACUUUGCUGUCAUACUGUGUGGGAUCCUCUUGAUGGUGGUUUUCCAGUUCAAAGAACAGAUUGCAGAGUUAUACAAUGGAUGGGUUCUGGUAAGAUUGCAUUUCCUAGACUUUUCAUACUGUUAUGAUCAUUAAGUGGUCAUUUUAAACUGAUAACUGAAUGGUUAUUUGCAGCGAAAGCAUUUACCCAUUUGACAAGUACAAUGUUCUGACCUAAGUCUACUAUGAUGUGAAAUCCAGUAUGUAAUUUCAACAACCUUUACAUAUCAUUUCAGCCUCUGGACAGUAGCCUAGCCUACACAUUGAACAUUCGUCCCCCAUGAAUGAUGCAGCGCCCCCUCCUUAGGCCAAUUAGGAAUAUUAUUCAAAUUUAUGUUACGUGGAUUAAUGCGAAAGAGAAAAAAAAAACAUUGUCAACAUCACACUGGCUGUAUUUCUGUAUUUUGAAAGUUAUAUCUCUUGAAACUUGAUUGCUGACAUGCAAAACAUUUUGGGAAUAUAUCAACAAUGGACUAAUGAAACAAAAACCAAAAGAUAGUUUUGGGGGGGAGUUUUCCUUUAAUUGUCAACUGCAUCUGUAUGGAAUGACAGUGCCUAUAGAUAGUCUACACACCCUUUCAAAAUGUUCACCUUUUGUAAAUGGGCAGAGCUUAAAGAUCCUUAUGGGAAACUUGUUACUCAUGAGGAGAUGCAUGUAUGUACAUAUUGUCAUGACUGUAGCUCAAAAGGGACAUGGGCCUCAUUUAUAAACCGGGCGUACAUACAAAAUAUACCCCAAAAUGUGCAUGCGCCAGUUUUUAUGCAAAUGUUGUCAUUUAUAAAAAUGUAUCUUGAAGUGAGAAUGUGCUUAACUCCCUGCAAACUCUAGACCAUGCAUACCACAUCUGCUAGUGGUUUAAAUAUUGUAUUGCAACCUGGCAGGUAAGUAUAUUGUGCAAAUGGGGGAUAUGAUGAAAAGCUUAUUCAUAAAAAACAGGAAAACAUGUUAACAAGAAUGCAGCCAUUUGCCAUUAGUGAGAAGAGCGAAAAUCAGUUUUAUUUUUAGAAUCUUAGACAUAGGAAUCUUUUUCCUAUUUAUUUUAUUUUCAUAAUCAUUGCAGAGUAUAUUCCUCACUUUUUCUGGCCGUGAUGUGUUCACAUUCCCGACGUAGCCAGACAAGAAAUUACCAUGCGCAUCUCUCAUUUAAUUGGACCUAGUAGCCUAGGCUAUGUGUAUUUCACGUUUUGCAAUCCCAAAAUGCAGCGCGGUUUACAAUAUACAGUCGAAUUUAACAGGUAUUUUACAUUGAAGUAGGCCUAUGUAUGCUACUGUUAGUACUGUAUUAUUAUUAUUAAUAAUAUUUUUUAGACGUUUCAGAAUUCAAGGGCAGUACAUCAUAUUUAGGCUGGGGAAAAGUCGAUGCAAAACAUUGUUGAAUUCAAACGUUCUGCUGACAGGUCCACAACAAUUUGCCAUUGUUUUCUUCUAUAGAAACGGACAUAAUCCUUAGCCAGAAACAGUUCAUUUUUAAUUUUUUCAUUCUGCGAACAGAGUAAAUAGACCAGUAGCUUAUAUAAAAUAUUUGACAGUAUGGGUAGGCUACAGUAUUGGUGUGCAAUAGGAGCGCAACAUCAUUGUACUAUUUAAUCUCAGAGCCUAUACCAAGGCAGAACAAAGAAACUCACUAAUCUUUUGAUAAACUAAAUAUUGAACAACAAUGUGUCUUUUGCAUAGAAGUGUGGGCUGUAGCAUUUAGCCUACUUUUAAAUUGUUUCGAAUAUACAAUCAAUCUUGCAGAAUGUGCAGAAAGGCACUCGCUAUAUAGGCCGCAAGCAUGUUUAGUUUGAAAAAAAUCACUGCAAAAUAUCAAAACAUUCUGCCUACACCUCUACAGAAAUGUGAUCAAAAUUGACAUUGCUCUUUCUUAUAGAAACUGCCAUGGCCUAAUUCCAAUAGUUUCAAAUUAUACAUCAAAUAAAGGGCGUUAUUGUCACCAUAAAAGGUGAAUGAAGGGCGUUUUCUAGGCAGAGUUUUAAUGCUUGUUCAUGCGCACAGUUUUUUUACGACAUGUCUGAUUUAUAACGGGAAGCAGUGUCCUGCCUGAGUUGCUAAAUCAAAUCAAGGGAAAAUCUUUUGAUUCUUAAGAUUACGCAAGGAUUUGCCGGGAAACGUGUUUGGCUUCUUGAAGAGGCUCUUUCUUUUGGUGGAAUAUGUAGACCCAAAUGAGCAAAUGUAAUUUACAUUCUACAGCAAGUCUUUGUCCCAUGGAAGAAAAACUGUGCCUUGUUUUAUGGUUGAUAGAAGAAGACUGUUGCAAUAGCGAGUGUUACAAUCUGCUGGCUGCUACACUAUCAUGAUCAUGAACAAAGUGUCUCUCACGUGGUGUAGUUAGUGUAUUGUGGGACAAAUCGUGCAUUUGUGAAGGGGCCCUUGGAUUUUAAGGAGGGGGAGGGGGGUGCUGUACAUUUUCUGGUAUUUGUGUGUUUCUGGAGGUGGUGGUGAAACAGGAGAUUGAGUGUCUUGUUCAUGACUGUGUAGUCAGCGGAUUCUUCUAGGGCCGUCAUGUGAGAGAGGGAAAUGCUGCCUGGCCAGUUGAGCCAGUCCAUCUCUAUCCCCCUGGUCAGAACAGCUGCAAUUAUAAUGUACAAAAAAAAAAAAACAGCAGGCCUGUUUAUUUCAGUCUCACACUGGAUUAUGGUUGUUGAGUGUAAGAACACAUGUUGAGGCCAAAAAUAUUGUUGUUUUUUGAAAGUACAUUUAGAAAGGACAUUUGCACACCUUAAAAAUGUUUUUAUGUUUUGUUUUUUACCAAAGCAAACAAAAAUGUAUAGUUUUCUUGGUUUUCAGACAUGCUGCUAUAUCCUGGUCAUCUCCAUAGCCAACAUUGCUAAUUUGGCCAGUACUGCCAUGUCAAUUACCAUCCAAAGAGACUGGGUGGUGGUUGUGGCUGGACAGGACAGCAGCAAACUGGCAGGUCAGUCUCCAUGGGAAACCAGCCCAAAUCAAUAGGGCUCAUGUGAAAAGACCUUUAUCGCCUUGCAGUGGUGUGACCUUUGAACCCAAUCAAAGCUAAAUCACAAAUUCUUAUUUUAUAACUGUCCGUUUCACCUGGGUUCACCAAGGCUUUAAAGCAGAUAUUAUACAGUAAAAAUGCAUCAUUUCCGCACAGCUAAUCUCAAAGAAAUGGUUUCACAAGCCAUAAAUACUAACAGUUAACAAAUGACCAGAGCUGUGUGCUACAUUUUGCUUGUCUGCACCAGUGAAGUCAAUUAACCUGAAGUGUAUUGCACUGUAUAACCUUCAGGAAACCUAUAAAAAUCCCUGACAUGAAUUAGUGGAAAAACCAUAAAAUAACACUUUGGCUGUGUCCUAUCAUGUCACAGUCACUUAAAGCAUCUUCUCUACUAAAAGCUGUCAAUCAAGUCCUUUCAGAUAAGGUCAUAAGGUAAGCAGAUAAAAAUUAGAAGCCAUGUUUGACUCCUUGAACUUCUUCUGUCAGCAAAUAUUGUAAUUCAGGGAAACAUGUAACUUAAGACAGGGUUAUGGUUGGGCGGUAUCUAGAUGCUGUUCCUGUACCAUACCUUUAGGAUGCCCCAAACCCCAAAAAUGUAAUUAUUAUUUUUCACAGUAUUGAAAAUCACACCAUCGGUAUUUCAAAAUACCCUGGUAUACGGUAUACCGCCCAAACUUAGACAGGGUAAAGUAAAAUAUGAAUUUACUUUUCCUGUGGACAAUGGACAAUAAUGUAAUUAUGCUCUUAAUAGACAUGAACGCCACAGUGCGGAUCAUCGACCAGCUGACCAACAUUCUAGCGCCCAUGUUGGUGGGCCAGAUCAUGGCUUUCGGCUCCAACUUCAUUGGCUGUGGCUUUAUUGCGGGCUGGAACCUGUGCUCUAUGUGCCUUGAGUACGGUCUGCUAUGGAAGGUCUACCAGAAAACCCCGGCACUGGCCUUGAAGGCUGGCAAAAAAGAAGAUGACCAGGAACUGAAGCAACUUAACUCCCUGAAAGGUAUGGUCCUCAAUGAACAUCACUGACAGACAUGUCUUAAUGUCAAUGAACAUAAGUGUUCUUGUAAGAUCUUGCAAAAUAAAAUUGUCAACCAAAUAUACAUCUGUUGUUGGGCUGGCCCUCCCUUAGAGAAAGACUAAAUGAUGAGAUCUGAUCCGUGUACAGUCUUGUGGCCCCAGAACAGUCACUCAUGUCUGUCUGUUCUUCCUCCUGUGGUCUGCAGACCUGGAAAGCGGCAAGGGCCCAGUAGAGGGCUCCGAGCUCAUGAACGAGACGGCUGUCGUCAAGGCCGACUGUCCCAAGAAGACUGGCUGCUGCUACCAGAUAACAGAGCCCCUGCGCACCAUCCGCGAUGGCUGGGUGGCCUACUACAACCAGUCCAUAUUUUUUGCAGGCAUGUCACUGUCCUUCCUCUACAUGACGGUGCUGGGCUUUGACUGCAUCACCACGGGCUACGCCUACACCCAGGGCCUCAACGGCUCUGUGCUCAGCCUGCUGAUGGGCGCCUCAGCUGUGUCAGGCAUCUGUGGCACGGUGGCCUUCACCUGGGUUCGCAAGAAGUGUGGCCUGAUCCGCACAGGCUUCAUCUCGGGUGUGGUGCAGCUCUCCUGCCUAAUGCUGUGCGUGGCGUCCGUCUUCGCACCGGGCAGCCCCUUCGACCUCAGCGUUUCGCCCUUCCAGGACAUCUACAGCCACCUGACCGGGGACAGCGGCACCCUACCAGAGGCCGACCACCCGGUUAGCGUGCUAAACAUCGAUGAUCAGGGUCUGCUGGUCAACGGUUCGACCGCACUGCCUGCUGAAGAACUGCCGCCUCUGCAGUCCUACCUGUCAGUCAGCCUGCUGUUUGCAGGGGUUAUUGCUGCUAGAAUUGGUGAGUAACUCAAAAGUCCACACUGGGAAAAGUGCUUGAUGAGUGCUGCUAUGUCAUGUGUUAACAGUUACGUAGGCACAGAAGUUAAUUGUUUGAGGAAGUCUAAAACACAAUGUCACAGCCUUCUGUAGAGUAUGAACUUGUUGUAAAAGGCAGGCACCAGCCACCACUUGGAGGGAUGUCGGCUCCAGAUCCGGUGUUAAUGUCUCCACAGAGCAAUAUUGGCAACCUUUGAUUCCAAUAUCUGCUGAUAAUUACAGUCAUAGCGAUGAUUGUCUGUUCCUAUAUCAUUUUUAUGUGGCUGUAAAAAUGCCAAUCUAAAUGACUGCUGUGCUGUUUUCCCCUCUGCAGGUCUAUGGUCCUUUGACUUAACCGUGACCCAGCUCAUCCAAGAGAAUGUGAUCGAGUCGGAGAGGGGGGUGAUUAACGGUGUCCAGAACUCCAUGAACUACCUCCUGGACCUGUUGCACUUCAUCAUGGUGAUUCUGGCGCCCAACCCUGAGGCCUUCGGCCUUCUCGUCAUCCUCUCCGUCUCCUUCGUGGCCAUGGGCCACAUAAUGUACUUCAGGUUUGCCUUCAAGAGCCUCGGGCGGCGCCUCUUCCUCUGCUGCUCGCCAGAGCAGAAGGCCCAGACCCUCCCGGACUCUCCCUCCUCGCUUCCCACCAUCGUGUAA